Messenger RNA from Planococcus citri (citrus mealybug), 3295 nucleotides. RefSeq lists its product as uncharacterized. The record is from RefSeq and is a predicted model, not a curated record. The transcript is spliced from 6 exons. NCBI's taxonomy places the organism in Eukaryota, Metazoa, Arthropoda, Insecta, Hemiptera, Pseudococcidae. Bases 986 to 2929 code for a protein of 647 amino acids.
GUAUAUUUCUGUAAUACUUAUUGCUCCGACUCUUUGUCUAUUUUCAAUUUUGCAAAACUGCUGAUUGCCAACAGCUAAUAUUCCGGGCUAUAAAAGUUUAUCGAACAAUUUGAAAAUUGAACCUCAUUCGUAGAGGAAAAUGUGAAAUGUAAGAAUGUUUUUCUAUCGUAGUACCUACUUUAGUAAGUAGGUAUCUAGAUGAAAAUAUGCGUCAUUUAAAUAGGAAAUUCCUUCUCUAUAUCUUGUGAAAACAUAAAUAUUUAUUCUAUUUUCCUAUGAUAUCAUCCACUAUAUAAGUAUAUUACCGAUUGGAAUUUAUGCAUUACGAUGGAAUUUAAUUCUUACCUAAAAAGUGAAAAAAUUCAAAAAAGAAAAACACAUAUUCUAGGUAAUUCUGACUAGAUUUGCAUAAAUUAAAUGCACUCUUCUUUUCACACCUAAUCAUAUACAGUAACAGUACGACGUCAUAGCCGAUGGGUGACUCUCGGAAACAUGUACGUAUAGAUAAUCAAUGAACGCUGAAGAAGAAUAUGUUAGGCUAAAAAAAACGUUACCGUAAUAACAAUUAUUCGACCGAAGGUAAAUCGGAUUAACUUGGUUAACUUCUAACGUAAGUGACUCAUGAUACAUCAUCUUUGCAUCCAGUUUCAAAUAACCCAGCACAACUGGAGGGUAGUGGUAGUGGCAAGGAAUUGUUAACAACCUAGAACUACUCAGCCUACCACCUUUACUCGAUCGGACUUGGAGUUUGUGUACGCGUGAUUUAAAGUACCCGUUGUGCAGUGAUCGGUGCGGUCGUACGAUUAAAUCGGUUUCAGUUUCGUGUAUUUUUUUUCAUCGCAAUUCGAUAAAUUCAUGCGCGUUGGUGUUUUGUGAAUUGUGCUUGUGAUUGGAUUCGCCACUAUUCAGCAAUUCAGCAGUAUUUUCACAAAAAAAAACGAUGAUCCAAUUAUCAACUAGCAGUUCCCAAUAAAUUGAAAUCACCAUGGACUUAUUCACUAGAAACCAUCCGAAUCAACUAGCUAUGCUGGGAUAUCGUGAAAAAGUCGACAGCAUAAACGAGUCUAAUUUUUAUAAAAUGAUACCAGUUAAAAAUGAAACCAAACACAUCAAAAAGAAUCUAUCUCCGAAGGAAUUUUUAGAGAUGUACUCGUUACCGAGAAUCGUUAAAAUCACACCGGAAGAACCGAUAGCUACCAAUGAAUCCUGUGAUCCGUCCACUUUGCUCAAUAGCACAUUGCUACUGUACAAGCAGUACCAAAGUGGUAAAAUCGAAGCCAAAAAAUAUCCAGUGGAAGGUAGCCAAAAGGAGAUUUCAACUGUAGUCAUUCCUGAUACAUACCAAGGUUGGUUCAGCGUCAUGACUGAACGUGGUCAAGUGAAAGCAAGGCAAUACACGACAGUUCAACGUUUAAUUACAGCUCAAGUCACCGCAUUUUUAAUUAUCGGCCCGGAUGUGAUCGGAUAUUAUCAAAAUUACCGAAAAACUACAGACGGAGCUAAAUCCAGAUAUCACUACAUAAAAACCACCAUAAGCAGCGGACAAGUAUUGAAAUUAUUAGCUGUAUACGAAGACAUCGCUGAGCAAUCAACACGUUCAAAACGACUGUCGUGGCCUUUACUAGGUUCAAAACAACAAAGCACGCAGUACGCGCAAUGCAUGACAAUUAGAAAACAAAUCGUGUACAUACCGAUGACAACGCAUGGAUAUUUUUACGCAGUUUCGACCGCCAAUAAUACCGCAGAAGAUAAUGUCAGUAAAGUGUAUCAGAUCUCUAAAUUAUUACAAGUUUUCCCUUUACCGGUUCGAGUUUGUAGCAUUUAUCCUCAAAAAAUUAACGGUUCCAUUCUUUUAGAGAGUUAUCAUAAAGAAGACGUAAUGCUAGCUUGCGUAUUAGACGACAAACAUAAUAUCGGUUCGAAUAAAUUCAGAUUUCUGGAAAUCGACACGAAUUCGAAGUUCUUCGUUAAUCGAGUGCCAGACGAACAUCGCCUAUUCAAGAAAACACGCGUUCAAAAAGCAUUACGAAACUGUCAUACGGAUAGUGAAAAAUGGUGUCAACAAUUGAAAAUAAUUCAUCACAUAUACCCGAGCAAAAAGCAACCAGUCGAUAGCAGCAGUAAUAGUAAACUUAAAAGAACGAGGCGAAUUUCUCUGGGUGACAAAAAGACAGUAAAAUCAGCUUCGUUUAGAUAUUCGACGAGUUAUGGAGAAGACAAUACAAAUAAAAUUAUGCAAAGAGCACCGUCGAAUAUGUAUAAACCAGUUUCACAUACACAAGCGCCGGCGCCGCCGCCGCCGCCGCCGCCAGUUUAUCUGAAUAUUGCUUGUAAACCGAACGAGGAAAAUUGUUCGUCUUUACCUAUUCAAAAAUCACAUAGGACUAUUUUAGAGAAUGAAGUUUUACAAUGUAUAUUACAAAACCAAAGACAAAACGAACAAAAACACACCGAUCGGUGGGAAAAAUCGUAUCAUGAUAGAGAUCGUCUGAAAAAAUCGGCCAGUGAUAGUAGUUACCUUAGAUUCAACGAUCAAUUAGUUAGGGUUACCAAUAACGAUCGUAAGAUUCAAGUUACCAAAAAUAAUUAUAACGGAGUUAGCGAAUGUAUAAAUAUACCUAAGUACCAAGAUCCAAAAUAUAAAGUAGUCAAGAAAGAAAACAAUUUUUACGAACAGAAAGUUUCGCCUGAUCAACCAAUUUACAAAACACAAGUUACAGUCAAAAUAAACGAUUCGUAUUCCGUCGCUGCGGAUGCACUCAGGUCUAAAAAUGGAAACAGUACGGAUAAUAUUUACGCAGAAAUCGACGAAUAUCCACAUCUCAUAAAUAAUUAUCCUAUUUAUUCGAAGAAUGUGUGUUAUAUUAAUGAUAAUUGCUCUAAUUCUUUUAUAAUUGUUCCUUCUACCUCAACGGUUAAUGUUUCGUGAAAUUUUUAUAAUUUUUUCCAUAUAAAUUCAUAAAAAUGUCACUAUUUUUAAUCAAACAUCAAGUUGAAAGCAAAUUUUUGAGUUUUAAGGAUCGAUUUUUUUCCGACCUACAUUAAUUUACUGAGUGCUCAAUACCUAAAACGAUAUCGACUGCAAUGGAAUGAAAUUAAAUUUUAAUUUUUAAUAAUUGAAUAGCAUUAAAAAAAAUAGUUUUGCAAUUGAAAAUAAAACUCAUAGAAUUCUUAUUUAAAAAUAUUGUAAAAAGAUAUGUACUUGUAAAAAUGAAUAUCAUUUUAUAUGUUUUAUUUGUAUGUAUAAUUAUUAUUGUAUAUAUUGUAAUAAAAAAAAAUCACUUGUUCUCUUUUA